GUAUUGAAAUAUUAUGUUUUAUAACAUGUAAUGCUUGACGCGCAUCUCAAAUGCGCGUUAACUCCUCUAAUAAGAUUAUUACAUUAAAAUGUAUACUAUUAAUUAUUUCACCAGCACCUGGCGUUUAGUCUGUUACAAAUGUGUGCCAUUUUUAUUUUAUAUUUUCAUAAGUGUAAUAACGUCCUUAUUGCAAUGCAUAGGUGCAAGUGGGCAGAGUUAAUGUUGCACAUAUGAAUUUUCAAAAAUCAAGGACAGUUCAGUAAGUUUUGAGAAGAAAAGGCUGGGGCGCUGGAUUUGCUAAAGGAGCUUAAGAAUAUACCCAUGACCCUUGAGUUAUUACAGUCCACAAGAAUUGGAAUGUCAGUGAAUGCAAUACGCAAACAAAGCACAGAUGAAGAGGUUACAUCUUUAGCAAAAUCUCUCAUCAAAUCUUGGAAGAAGCUGUUAGAUGGACCUUCAACCGAUAAAGACUCUGAAGACAAAAAAAAGGAACCUGCAUCUUCAUCACAAAACAGUCCUGAAGCAAGAGAAGAAAGCAGUUCCAGUAGCAACUCCAGCAUCAGGAAAGAGGAGGCUAAUGCUCCUUCAGAUUCCUUCAUCCCUUCUUUUCCUCGGGCUCCAAGUACUUCAGAUUCUGUACGAGUGAAAUGUAGAGAAAUGCUAGCUGCUGCUCUCAGAACAGGAGAUGACUACGUUGCUAUUGGUGCUGAUGAGGAAGAACUGGGAUCUCAGAUUGAAGAAGCUAUAUAUCAAGAAUUGAAAAACACUGACAUGAAAUACAAAAAUCGGGUACGAAGUAGGAUAGCAAAUCUCAAAGACACAAAGAACCCUAAUCUAAGAAAAAACGUAUUAUGUGGGAACAUAGCUCCAGACAGGUUUGCCAAAAUGACAGCAGAGGAGAUGGCAAGUGAUGAACUGAAAGAGAUGCGCAAAAAUCUGACCAAAGAAGCUAUUAGAGAGCACCAGAUGGCUAGAACAGGAGGCACCCAGACUGACCUGUUCACAUGCGGCAAAUGUAAAAAGAAGAAUUGCACUUACACGCAGGUUCAAACUCGCAGUGCUGAUGAACCUAUGACAACAUUCGUUUUCUGUAAUGAAUGUGGAAACAGAUGGAAGUUCUGUUAGAAGAAACAAUUGUGAAGACAUCUGGACCAGUAUGAAAGAGGAUUUUGUAUUUAGCUUUAAGAACUAGGCCAGGCAUCUAGGUUCCUGCAAACGAGAAACAUUUUUUUUAAAGCAGCAUACAUCCCUGGAGUUAACCUUUGGUUUUUGACACAACCAUCCCUUCCUUAAAUGCCUUCCUAUAGUUAAUAGUAGGGCCCGGAUGCUCAGUUGUACGCUGUAUGUUUAAAAUAUUUUUUCAUUUUUAUAAGUAAGUUGACAUUAAACUUUUAUCAAUAAACUUUUGGUAACAGAAUUGUUUUUCUUAACUAUGUGAACAAUGUACUGUAUAUUUUUUUACAGUCUGAAACAUACCCACUAGACACAUUUUACCUCUCCAGUCUGUUAAAAAUGUAUGAAUGAAAUCUGCAUUUGUUUCUUAUUGGCAUAUUCCUACUAAUUUUGUGGGGAGGGAGGACAACUAACUUAAUUUUAAUUAUACCAAAUCUGCUGUGGUGUCUAAAUUGCAGCUUGUUGGCUCUGUCUCGUUUGUACAUACUGUUUAUGAUUUAAUGCUUAAAUUCAAAUCAUGAAGUUUGGAAUUUUGUUAAUGGAUCUAUUGAACUCUUCUGUUACAAUACUUGGAUGAGAUUGGUUAUGUAAUGAGCAUUGAUCAAUCCAAUUUAUUGUACUGCCCUAAAGUCUGUAAAUUACUACAACCAGAUUUUUUUUUUUUUGGAGAAAUGACUUUAUAGCUUGUUUAAAUUUGGUUUAAUUGUUUUAUUUUGCUUAUGUGUUUGAUACCACAAUUUAUUUUAGACUUUGUUAAUGAGCAAAGACAUUUUGUGGUAGGCUGCUUAAAUGGCAAUCAGUAAACUAGUUGAUAAAAAAGAUUGGUUGGGGAAGUAAUAUUACUUCACAUCAAUUCAUAUAAAUGGCAUUAGUUCCUGUGAAUGGCUCAUGAACUUUAUUUUGAUAUGUAGAAUCAUUGAUGCCAUUGAUUAAACCAUAGACCAGAAUAAAUCAUUAAAUUUAUGGUCUUUCACCAUCCAAGAUGAUAGAAAGAUGUAUUUUAUUAGAAUGUGAUUUUGACAAUACAGCUUUUAAAAUACUGUGCAAAUGUUAUUUAGCAAAGAGCCAGCAUUGUUAGAGGACAUAAGAUUCUUACAUUUUUGGCCAUCUUUAUAUUUAUAUUUAUAUUUAAGCUCUGGGGUGGGGAAGAUCUGACCAAUCAGUCUAUGAGGAAUUUGUGGAUAGUUACUCAUGUAAAUGCAUUUAGUUUCUGGAUAAUAAACUCCUUACCUGAAA
This is a messenger RNA of Pelodiscus sinensis (Chinese soft-shelled turtle), 2409 nucleotides long. RefSeq names its product transcription elongation factor A1 (gene TCEA1). NCBI's taxonomy places the organism in Eukaryota, Metazoa, Chordata, Testudines, Trionychidae. Gene Ontology annotation, biological process: transcription elongation by RNA polymerase II; positive regulation of transcription by RNA polymerase II; DNA-templated transcription. Gene Ontology annotation, cellular component: nucleus. The record is from RefSeq and is a predicted model, not a curated record. Gene Ontology annotation, molecular function: nucleic acid binding; zinc ion binding.